Molecule: messenger RNA, 1134 nt
Organism: Pipistrellus nathusii (Nathusius's pipistrelle)
Lineage: Eukaryota; Metazoa; Chordata; Mammalia; Chiroptera; Vespertilionidae
Source: the annotation of a GenBank genome assembly
AUGGUGUUGGAAAGCACUAUGGUUUGCGUGGACAACAGCGAGUACAUGCGGAAUGGGGACUUCUUACCCACCCGGCUGCAGGCCCAACAGGACGCUGUCAACAUAGUCUGUCACUCCAAGACGCGCAGCAACCCCGAGAACAACGUGGGCCUCAUCACCCUGGCCAAUGACUGUGAAGUACUGACCACACUCACCCCUGACACCGGCCGCAUCCUGUCCAAGCUUCAUACUGUCCAACCCAAGGGCAAGAUCACCUUCUGCACUGGCAUCCGAGUGGCCCAUUUGGCUUUGAAGCACCGACAGGGCAAGAAUCACAAGAUGCGCAUCAUCGCCUUUGUGGGGAGCCCCGUGGAGGACAACGAGAAGGAUCUGGUGAAACUGGCAAAACGCCUCAAGAAGGAGAAAGUGAAUGUUGACAUUAUCAAUUUUGGGGAAGAGGAAGUGAACACGGAAAAGCUGACAGCCUUUGUGAACACGUUGAAUGGCAAAGAUGGAACUGGUUCUCACCUGGUGACAGUGCCCCCUGGGCCCAGCCUCGCUGAUGCCCUCAUCAGCUCUCCGAUUCUGGCUGGCGAAGGCGGUGCCAUGCUGGGUCUUGGAGCCAGUGACUUUGAGUUUGGAGUGGAUCCCAGUGCUGAUCCUGAGCUGGCCCUGGCCCUCCGCGUGUCUAUGGAGGAGCAGCGGCAGCGGCAGGAGGAGGAGGCCCGCCGGGCAGCCGCAGCCUCUGCGGCCGAGGCUGGGAUCACUCCGCCCGGGACCGACGACUCGGACGACGCCCUGCUGAAGAUGACCAUCGGCCAGCAGGAGUUCAGCCGCACGGGGCUCCCCGACCUGAGCAGCAUGACGGAGGAGGAGCAGAUCGCCUACGCCAUGCAGAUGUCCCUGCAGGGCGCAGAGUUUGGCCAGGCAGAGCCAUCUGAACUUGAUGCCAGUUCAGCCAUGGACACAUCUGAGCCCGCCAAGGAGGAGGAUGAUUACGACGUGAUGCAGGACCCUGAAUUCCUGCAGAGUGUCCUAGAGAACCUUCCAGGUGUGGACCCCAACAAUGAGGCCAUUCGCAAUGCCAUGGGCUCGCUGGCCUCCCAGGCCACCAAGGAUGGCAAGAAGGAAAAGAAGGAGGAGGACAAGAAAUGA